AUGUUCAGGAUCAAAAGGGUUUCAGUCUCAGCCUUCAACCAAUCUCGACCUUCAUCACAUUUACAUUUAAAGCCUUCGAAACCCUUGAAUCAAAUGCGAAAUCUGAAUUCUAAACCAUCAAGAUUGAAAUCAACAACCUCUCCAUUGAAGAAUAUCAAAGUGUUGGAUUGCUCUAGGAUAUUAGCUGGUCCAUUUGCCGCUCAGAUGUUAGGUGAUAUGGGAGCAGAAGUGAUUAAAAUCGAAGAACCAAGAAAAGGUGAUGAUACACGUUGGUUGAAAACUUUAAAAGAAUCAAACGAAUCCAAUUUCAAAUCCACUUCUAGUUUAUCUAAUUAUUUUAUUUCUUGUAAUCGAAAUAAAAAAUCAUUGACUUUGAAUUUAAAGGAUCAAAAAGGGAUUGAGAUUUUUAAAAGAUUAGUUAAAGAUUCAGAUGUUUUGAUUGAAAAUUUUAUGGUAGGUAAAAUGGAAGAAUUAGGUAUAGGUUAUGAAGUUUUAAAAACGAUCAAUCCGAAUUUAAUUUAUUCGAAUAUUUCAGGAUUCGGUAGUACAGGACCUUUAUCAAGUUUACCAGGUUAUGAUGUAAUAGCAGCAGCUCAAUCAGGUUUAAUGUCAAUCACAGGUGAACCUGAUCGAUCACCUAUGAAGAUUGGUGUAGCUUUAAGUGAUUUGAUUACAGGAAUUUAUACUUCUUAUGGUAUUUUAGUAUCACUUUAUCAACGCGAUGUUAAUCAAAAUCGGAUUGGUGGUCAAAAAGUUGAAAGUUCAUUGUUUGAAUCUAGUUUGAGUGUUUUGGCUAAUAUUGGAUCUAGUUAUUUAAAUUCCAAUGAAAAUGGUCAAAGAUGGGGUACUCAGCAUCCUUCGAUAGUUCCUUAUCAAGCUUUUGAAACUAGUGAUGCUUAUAUGAUUGUAGGUACUACUAAUGAUAGACAGUUUCAAAGACUAUGUGAUGUACUAGACCUACCUUCACUGAAAACCAAUCCAUUAUACUCAACCAAUUCAUCAAGAGUUACUAAUCGUUUAAAAUUAAUUGAAAUCAUAAAUCAAAAACUUAAAAGCCAAUCUACAUCGGAAUGGUUAAAGAAAUUCAAAACUUCAGGUUUACCUCAUUCUAAGAUCAAUUCAAUUCAAGAAGGAUUUGAUGAAUCACAAAGUUUUGAAAGAGAAAUGAUUGUAGAAAUCGAUUGUGAAAUGUCAAAAACUGGUAAAAUCAAAUUAAUUGGUAUACCUAUCAAAUUAUCUGAAACACCUGGUCAAAUUCAAUUUGCCCCACCUGAAUUAGGUCAACAUAAUCAAGAGAUCUUGAUGAAAUUGGGUUAUAAUCUUGAAAAUAUUCAUCAAUUUAAAAAAGAUGGAGUAAUUUAA
Molecule: messenger RNA, 1362 nt
Organism: Melampsora larici-populina 98AG31
Lineage: Eukaryota; Fungi; Basidiomycota; Pucciniomycetes; Pucciniales; Melampsoraceae
Exons: 8
Coding region: 1-1362 (453 amino acids)
Molecular function (GO): catalytic activity
Source: RefSeq, a predicted model, not a curated record